Messenger RNA from Miscanthus lutarioriparius, 2793 nucleotides. The record is from the annotation of a GenBank genome assembly. NCBI's taxonomy places the organism in Eukaryota, Viridiplantae, Streptophyta, Magnoliopsida, Poales, Poaceae.
AUGGGGAGCGUGGACGGUGGGGUCGAGGGGAUCCACGAAGCUAAUCGGCGUGCACAGCUGAUCGAAUGGAUGAAUGCCUUACUCCCGGAAUUCAGUUUGCCUCCGGAUUCAACAGAUGAAGAGCUACGAGAGCUGCUCAGUGACGGCGUGGUCCUGUGCCGUGUUGUGAACACACUCAUCCCGGGGGUUCUUGAGGGAUCCUGGGAGGGUUAUGCACCGUCAGAUCAGAGGUUAAGCAAUGUGAAGAAAUUCCUCUCAGUGGUUGCUGAUAUGGGGCUGCCAGGUUUCAGUGUGAAAGAUCUUGAUGAGGGAUUAAUGUCUUCUGUAGUGGAAUGUCUCUUGGUUUUGAGGGACAGUGUGGAUCCUAAAUUAGGUGGUAAUAUUCCACCAGAUGUAACCAGAACUCCUUCGAGAAAACAAUGGGGAGUUCCGGAAAUGGACAAGCCUCAAGUUCCUGGUGCAGCACUAGGGAAAAGAUCCCCUGCAGAGGACAAGAGAAACGGCGUUGCAGAUCCCAAAGCCCAUCAGAAAACUCCUGUCUUUUCUGGACAAAAGUUUCGUGAAGUUUUUCAAUUAAAACGCGGAUCAUACUCUGAUCUUCCUGCUGCCAAGAUUUCAGAGAUGAUGCACUCUAAUAGCUUAGAUCGUGUAGUUUACUUACUGAGGAAAGUCGUUCAAGAGAUUGAGCGUCGUCUCUGUAUUCAAGCAGAGCACAUAAGAAGUCAAAAUGUUAUCAUCAAGACAAGAGAACAGAAGUACUGUUCAAAAAUUAAAGCACUUGAAAUAUUGGUAAAUGGCACAAAUGAAGAAAACCAGAUGGCAAUAAACAGGCUUCAGAUAGUCAAGAAUGAGAAGUCAAAAAUCGAAGAGAGAAGAAAACUCAGUGAGCAAGAUGUUCAUCAAUUGAUGAAAGAGAAAGAACAUUCUGAAAACAUUAUAGCGAGCCUAAAGAAAGAUAUGGAAGCCAUGAAUAGAUUGCAUGAGCAGCAACUUGAGCAAAUUGAAAGAAAGGCAAAGGAAAUGGAGGAGCAACUAACCACCAGAAUAAAAGAAGUAGAGUGUCUCUUGCUACAAUCGAAUAAGAAAGUUGAAGAAGUUGAGACUGCUUCCAGGCUAAAAUCACAGUUAUGGGAUAAGAAAGAGAACAAUUUUCAAAGUUACAUGGAUAAUCAACAAUUAAUUAUCAAGGACAUAAGAAUAUUGUCACGAUCAUAUGAAAAUGAUAUGUAUGCACUUCAAAUGCAGUGGAGAAAUGAGAUCUCUAACUUGGGAUCUGGGUUAAAAUGUUUGGUUGAUGCUGCUGAAAAUUACCAUAAAGUCUUGGCAGAGAACCAAAAGUUAUUUAAUGAAGUGCAAGAACUAAAAGGUAAUAUAAGAGUAUAUUGCCGUGUCAGGCCUUUUCUUUCUGGUCAAGAUAAAAAGUCUACCACAAUUGACUAUAUGGGGGAAAAUGGUGAGCUACUUAUAUCAAAUCCAUUUAAGCAAGGGAAGGAUGGACACAGGAUGUUCAAGUUUAAUAAAGUGUUUAGUCCAUUUGCUUCUCAAGCUGAGGUUUUUUCUGACAUACAACCACUAAUCAGAUCAGUCCUCGAUGGAUUCAACGUUUGCAUUUUUGCAUAUGGCCAGACCGGUUCUGGAAAAACAUACACUAUGAGUGGGCCUAGCACAUCGAAGCAGGAUUGGGGUGUCAAUUAUCGAGCUUUGAAUGAUUUGUUUGAUAUUUCACAAAAUGCAAGCUUGCACUCAGUUAAGUCGACAUCUGAUGUAUUAGACUUGAUGGAAAUUGGGCAAGCAAAUAGAGCGGUUGGUUCAACAGCGCUAAAUGAGCGAAGUAGUCGGUCACACAGUAUUCUAACUGUACAUGUUCGAGGGUUGGAUUUGAAGAAUGGAUCCACCUCUAGGGGUUGUUUACAUCUUAUUGAUCUUGCUGGUAGUGAGAGGGUGGAGAAGUCUGAAGUAACCGGGGAUAGAUUAAAAGAAGCACAAUACAUUAACAAAUCACUCUCUGCAUUAGGCGAUGUGAUUUUUGCUUUGUCACAGAAAAGUGCCCAUGUGCCUUAUAGAAACAGCAAGCUAACACAAGUUCUUCAAAGUUCUUUAGGCGGACAAGCAAAAACUCUAAUGUUUGUUCAAAUAAAUCCUGAUGUUGAGUCAUAUUCAGAAACUAUAAGCACUUUAAAGUUUGCUGAAAGGGUGUCUGGAGUAGAGUUAGGUGCUGCGAGAAGUAACAAGGAGGGAAAGGAUAUAAAAGAGUUAUUGGAACAGGUUGCGUCUUUGAAAGACACAAUUUCACGCAAAGAUACGGAAAUAGAGCAGCUCCAAGUCAUCAAAGACAAAGUAAAAUCCCCAAAUUUAUUGUUAGAUAGAAAUGGGCCUGGCUUGACGAAGAUUACGGUAGACCAACCUAGCCAACUAUUAUCAGGCGAACGGAUGCUCAAGUCUAGUGACAGAGUUCUAUCAGAUCCUCAGAGUUAUGGUGAGGUGAAUGGAGAUUCUAACCAUAAUUUGACGGAUACUGCACCAGUGAGCUUAGAUGAAGCAGAAUAUGAGGACAAUGCAUCCGAUGAUGGUUUAUCAGGUGAAACCGAGAAUUACAAUUCAGCUGCUGAGAUGACAGUGGAACGGCUGCAUAGAUUUCCAUCAAGAAUAAGCAGAUUCACUCUCACAAAAAACGGGCAACCAUCUAUGUCUAGAUCAAAAUCAAAGGAUGCUAAGACUCCAAGUAAUACAAAAGCUCCAUCUAGCCAGUUCACAGGAGGUUCUUCAGUCAGGGGGUCUAAAAGAUGGCAGUAG